Vigna radiata var. radiata (mung bean) is the source of this 2051-nucleotide messenger RNA. RefSeq lists its product as uncharacterized. The coding region runs from base 725 to 1810 and encodes 361 amino acids. The transcript has 2 exons. NCBI's taxonomy places the organism in Eukaryota, Viridiplantae, Streptophyta, Magnoliopsida, Fabales, Fabaceae. The record is from RefSeq and is a predicted model, not a curated record.
AGAAAAGCUGUGCAUAUUGUUAAACUAUGUUUGGUAUUUGUAUAUGGAGAGAAUCAUCUUUUGCGCAAAAUCCGGAUAGAAAAUGCUGCUGACAUUGAGCAUUGUGCAGUGAACAUAAAUUUAUGCAUACAUGGGAAAGACAUUGCAGAUGGUAUUAUCAUAGCACUUUCUAGACCUUAAAUAAAGAAUGAUUAUGUUUGAUUCUCCACCUUGGUCUUAUUACCACCAAUUCACAAACAGUUUCCAGAUCUCAAGAUAACAAAAUUGAAGGCUGGCUCCACUUGUUCACUCUUAGCAUAACCUGCCACAACUAAAAAGACAUGGUUCCAACAAAAUGGAACACUAUGAUCAGAGGCCUGUAUUUAAAUUUUAGACUUUAGGGUCUGUUCAUUGUAAACCUAGUCAUAUGAGAUAAUAAAAUAUCUGGUUCUCAUCAUUGCUUGUAUUAUCAGAGGGGCUAUAGGGAUUCAACACUUGUGUGAUAUUUUGCAGGUGCAAACUUGAGGUUUGGCACCAACUACUGGUAAGAAUUUCCCAUGUAAUUCUCUAAAUUCUGGAGUUUGCUUAUUUUAUCUCCUUACAUACUACUCUAAAUAGAUGCCAUUAAGGCAACUCAUAUUUCAUGUUCUCUAGGAAUUUGAUUCCAUUUUUUGAAUCUCCACUUUCUAUGUAGUGAUUUAUGCUACUCUUUGUUGCUUCUGUCAGGUAGCCUUAUCUUUAAACCAUGGGGUGUUUUUCUUCAAAAGUGAUAGCAAGAUCAAUUAGUUUCCAUGAAGAGAGAAAGAAGAGAUCACAGGGAGCAAGUAAUGGUAUUCCACUGUUGGAAGAUCUAAUAAUCUCCUCUGGUGGCAGUGAUCAGUACCUAGCUCUAGUCUGUGCAGCUAACACAGUAUCCAACAAACUGCAAUCUGGGAAUCUUAGUUCUAACACAUCCUCAAAACCUGCCAUUGAGCCUGCCAUUUCUGAAACUAUCAAGAAUUUGAAGCCUGUAUCAGAAAGACUAGUUGAAGGAGAAGGGAAGAAAAUUGAGAGAGAGAAAAAGAACAGGUCCAAAAGUUGGCACCAGUUUCCAGAGCAUAUUGUGCAGUCUCUUGCUCAGGAGAAUUCAUCUGCUUUUGAUCAUAAACAUGACUCGAGUUCUAAGGGUGCUGCACGUAGUAAGAGUUUUCACACAGUGGAGGAAUACGAUGAUAUAGUUGAUAAAAUAUGGUCAAGCAAGUGUCAUACAGAUCAACAAAGCGAGUUAAAUGAUGAAGAAGAUUCUGGUUCAGGAACAAAUACAACUCACCACAUUGAGGAAAAGGAUUAUGCAAUCAAGAGGAUGCAAGAACAAAGCUUAAUACAAAAGCAUUCAUUGAAAGAAAGAAAAGUAGUGAAGGAGAGCAAGAACUUGAGUGCAGCAGCCUCAGAAAGCAGCACAGAAGCUCCAACUCCAAGUCCUAAUGAUAAAAGUAGCAUGAUUGAGAAGGGAAAUAAGAGAAAAGCUGUGGCAAAGAGGCUAGAAUCACUUAGAAUCCCUUCCAGUGUUGAAUAUCCAGCCAUUGCUAGUCUUAGAGAAUGGCUUCCCAAAGGUGGAAUAUACUCUCCUGGAUCCUAUGUCACCCCAAAAUUUGGUAGCUAUUCUAUAAUGGACAUUAGUAAUGGAAAUGAGUCCAGUGAGGAUUCUAUAUUCAGUCCAGAGUUGGUGUCUGCUUUUGAACACUGUAUGAAGAAACUUGAAGCAGAGGAAGAGAACAUUCUGAAACAAAUUGUAGAGCAUGUGGAUGAAGAAAGUGAAGCAAGCAGCACCAAGAAAGAACACUAUGCAUAAAACUCACACUCAUACUUCAGGUGAAUUUUGCUUUUAACGGAUAAAUAGCAGAUUAUGUUGCCAUUUCUAGUCUUCAAUAUUGUUCACAUCUUCAAUAUCUGUGCAUGUGAAUUUCCAGUUCACAUAUUUUCAUUCAAGAGUAUUUUGGAAAGAGAUGCAAUUUUUAUAUGACAGUAAAUGUAAAUUUACGUUCAUUUUAUAAUGCCUUCACCACCUUUCUGUAUCAUAUCACAGUUAUAAA